AUGGAGGAGAAACUCGAGAGAGAGCUCCUGACGGUGUUCGCGCGGAGCGUGUCGAGCAACUUCGAGGACAUAAAGCAGAGCGAGGCGAAGAUCACGGCGCUGUACGAGGACCCCAAUCGGGAGAGCUACAUCCGGCUGCUCCUCAAGUUUGUCAUGUACCCAUAUGAUGAGAAAAACCAGAAAAAAAACCUCUACGAUGAAGUGCUAAACAGGAAUGUAAAAAUAGCCGUCCUGAUAAGCAUAAAAAACUUCGUAAAAAAAAGCGUCCACAGUAACCUGGAGAGUCUAGAGCUGAGUCCAGACUUGAGCAUACAGAUCAAGCACUUCUGCAUGCACUUCCUUCUGGACGUGAACAAUGAAGACAUACAAAGUCUGGACCGAUAUUUCUAUGAGAUCUUACUUUACUUGUUCAAGUUUAGCAUCUGUGACGAUUAUGAUUACCUCCUGUUUUAUUUGAUCACUCUCUACAUUAGCGAUGGCGGAGCAGACAGCGUGGUGCAGCUACUGCACAGCGAUGAGAGGAAGAAGGUGGACGACACAGCAAAGAUCAUCGAUUGUAUCAUGCUGUACGUAAGGAACAAGGAAAUAAUGGAGGGCCUAACCCAGGACAACUUCUUCGUUCAGUAUCCAAAGUUUGUGUCAAAUAUGGAGGAGAUUAAAAACGUCAUUUGUUGUCGAAACAAGUCUCUCAAUGAUGACAUUGUUAACUAUAUAAACAAUACUAAGAGAGUAUACAAGACGAACGACAGGCACAGCUUGUUCCUGCUCAGCGAUUGCACCCUGUACGGAUUGCCUGGGGGUGGCCUGGCUGGUCUCCCCAAUAUGCUUAGCGUAGUUAACGUGGUUAGCGCGGUUAGUGUAGACAAUGCUGUUAACGUGGUUGGCGGCGGGAUGGGAAGUCCACAAUUCGAUUUCCCAGGAAAGGGAACCAUCGCUAAUGACUACAACGGGAAUGUAAAGCUCGUGCCACUCGCCACGGCCAUGGCACACUCUUCCAAUCAUCACAUAAACACUACCCUCCUUCGAAAAAAGUUCAUCGCCAUGAAAAUAGUCAGAAAGAUUGUAAAAAAAUACAAAAACAAUGACUAUGUGUCUAAGUAUGAUUUGAAGAUCAUCCUCACUCACAUUGAAUUUCCCCUUACUCUCUACUUCGUGUAUCUGUAUGGGAAGUUCUCUGAGAGUAGUGGGUACCUUGCAGAGAAGUUAAACGUGGCAGGGGGGGGUCCGAACGCGCUGCUUGCAGGAGGAAGAACAGAACUGAAACCCAGCCAAGUGUACCUCCAGAUAAGUAACUGCUUCCUAGCCAUGAACUAUCUCCUACAAAACAUGCACGUAUAUUUGAAAAUAUUUUAUGCUAUCAUUGGAGUGGACCUUCCUGAGUACUUUGAGGACAACUUUGAAGUCCUCUUUAACAUCUUUAACAACAUGCUUCUCUACGAUAUUGGCAUGGUGGGAAAUUUCGUCCGCUGCAUGGAGGUGUUGUACGGCCAAGGCGGCGCGUCCUACAAUGCGGGUGGGACUUCCUCCUACGGCGCGGCCUCCAUUUCCUCCUCCCCACCGCAUAGCCGCUCUGCUCAGUUCGCCCCGCCGCAACUAACCCCGCAAGAAUUGUCCAAGCUGAACUCCAACUUUCUGCAAAACGUUCUAAAGUGCAAAGUGAUGUUAGUGGACGUUAUCAAAAUCAUUUCGGAGAGAUAUCAAGAUGAGUCCAAGAAAUACAUCGUGAAACUCGUGUUCUCUCUGACCCAGGUCCUCUACUCCGAGAAUGACAGGAAUUUGUUGUGUCACAAUUACAACUGCCUUGCUUCCACCAUCAAGCUCAUUCAUCACAUGAACCUGAACAAAAAUGAAUCGAACCCAUACAAAGAUAAGCAGUUUCUGCACAAAAUUAUCGAACGGGUUCUACAUCACAUCCGACUGAAACGAAUCGAUAUAGAGGAAAUCCUAGAUGCUGAUCUGGACUACUUUAGGAAUGACCUAAACAAGGUUAACUCCUUUUCCGUCCGAUCCGCGGCUACCUAUUUUUUGAAAACACUCUGUGAUAACUACUUCGACGCUUGCUUUCCCAUGCUGGAGGUUAGGAUCUUCGCAAGGGACUCUCUCAUGUUCUUUAGCCCUUCUGCCACGUCGUCCAAUGAAGGAGGAGGCGCAGCAGGAGCAGCGGCAGGAGGAGGGAUUUCGACAGGCGCCUCCAACUCCACGCAGAUGCAAAACCAAAGCCAAAAUCAGAACCAGUUUGGAACCCCCCACCAUGUCGGGAUUGAUAAAAAUGACCCCUUUUACGAGGCCUGCAAUUUAGAGUACAAAAUACAACUAAUCACCUGUCUUGGUCAGGUAAACUUGGCACAAAACUUUUAUGAGCAAAACGUGCAACAUAUUCUUAAAGAAUUCGUUAUGACGGCGAAGAUGAAGUACCCGGAUGUGGACGCCCUCUGCUACGGCAUCCACGAUUACGACUUCUCCAGUCGGCCCGGAACGAACUCCGCCAGUGGGGUAGCACACACGGGAGUAUCACACGCCGGAGUGGGACAACGCGUACAAGGAGGCUCCGCCGCUAAUCAACACAAAUCCGUGUGGCUCUCCAAUGAAGACCUGUUCAGUAAAAAAAAUACCAUUUACCUCCUCUCCAUCCUCAAGUUCCUCCUGAACAAUAGAAGCCUCUGCAUCGGGUCGAACAACGCAUUGGACGUGUUCACCUUCCUACACCACCUGCUCUUCACGGACAAAGUUAUGAUAUACUGCUACGCUUGUCUUUGCAUGAAUCGCAUUUUAAAUCAGCAGAUCACUAGCGACCUCGUGCAAGCCAUCUUCACCAACUCUUUAUCGAAGACGCUCACCAGGUUGUUGUUUCUCCUCAAGUAUCAUGUCCACGUGAAGGUUUUAAAUGAAUACAUCCUCAUUACUAUUAUGAGAAUCUUCCUCCUCUGCCCGGAGAAGCUAGCCAAUCUAUAUCUCCCCCUUCUAAUCAUCCUGGAUAACACCAUCAAAACGAUUAUUAACGAUUCCCAUAAUCCUCUUUUUAAUCACUACCUAUUUGAGCUCCUCACUCUUAUCAUCUCCUUAAUAUACAAAUCGCAAAAUAUCAAUAACAUUCAGCAAGUGGAGGAAGUCGUUAUCUCCACGUUCUCUCAGAUUCUACAGAUGUAUGUACACGAUUUUAUACCUUACAUAUUUCAGAUUCUCUCCAUCAUAGUAGACAAUACAUUUACUAUCCAGAAGAUUCACAUGAAGAUAUUGAGUAACCUAUACGAGAUGGAUUUAUGGAAAAGCACCGUUGGCAAUGUGAAUGGAAUAAUUUGCGUAUUACGUAGUUUUUUUAAAAAACACCACCUCUUUGAGGAAAUCAUUAAGAGCAACAUGCAGCAAUUGUUUAAUAUUUACCAUUACUGCUUGUCUAAUAAGAAGCUCUCAACGGAUUCGUUUCAAAUCAUCCUCAUCAUUUUUACGUACCUCCCUGUGGAAGCCUAUAAAACGUUCUUGAAGCCCCUUUUUGUCUUACUCUUCACGUUUCUGCAGCAAUACAAGAAUGACAUCAUCAAGAUUAAAGUCGUGCACGCCCUCUCUGUGUUGGUCCUCAAGACGGACGUGUCCCUCUUCGUCGACACGGUGGAGCAGAUACACGCGGGCCUCAUCUUCAACGUGCUGAAGAAUCUCUAUAUGCCCAUCCUGGACAAGCUCAUCAAUGUGAACGAAAAGAUCAUCAUCUUCCUCGCCUUGACCAAGAUAAUGAGCAAUGAGAAGAUACGAGGAGAGCCCUUCGUCGUGGAUAUACUGAGUCUCCUCAAUCAAAACAUCACAAACAACGAACUCGUUUUGAAGAAGACCAAAGUCCAUCAUCAGGAUGUUCAGAAAGACGAGCUAGAUAAGAACUUCGAGGUCACCUACGUCAAGCUGCAGAUGAUUAACAGCGAUAAUAUUAACGAAACGGUCCUGCGCGACGUCAACAUCAACCUGGAACUGAAGCAAAACCUGUACAACCCCGUGUUCAUGCAGAUCUGCCACAACAACGGGUUCAGCAGCAUCCUGCAGCUCUUUUCCAGCUGA
Molecule: messenger RNA, 4044 nt
Organism: Plasmodium inui San Antonio 1
Lineage: Eukaryota; Apicomplexa; Aconoidasida; Haemosporida; Plasmodiidae
Exons: 3
Coding region: 1-4044 (1347 amino acids)
Biological process (GO): protein import into nucleus; protein export from nucleus
Cellular component (GO): nuclear envelope; cytosol
Molecular function (GO): small GTPase binding; nuclear export signal receptor activity
Source: RefSeq, a predicted model, not a curated record